CUCAGCCAGAGCUCAUAUCAGUACCUGGUAAAUGGGAAACCAAAACAACGUGACUGAAUUCAUUCUUUUGGGUCUUACGAAAAACCCAGAGCUGCGGAAAAUAUUUUCUACUGUAUUUCUAAUCAUAUAUGUGACCACCAUGUUGGGAAACCUACUCAUUGUGGUAACUAUGACUGCAAUUCAGAGUCUGAGGUCACCUAUGUAUUUUUUCCUUACUUACUUGUCCCUAACCGAUGCCAUCUUUUCUUCCGUCAUCACCCCCAAGAUGAUUGUGGAUUCCUUCUCUGAGAGUACUACCAUCUCCCUCAAAGGCUGCAUGACCCAGCUCUUUGCAGUACACUUCUUUGGUGGGGUGUCGAUCAUCCUUCUCAUUGUGAUGGCCUAUGACCGCUAUGUGGCCAUCUGUAAGCCCCUGCACUACAUGACUACCAUGAGUCCUCGGGUGUGCUGCCCGCUGCUGGGAGGGGUCUGGGUGGGAGGAUUUUUGCAUGCAAUUACACAGCUCCUCUUCAUGUUCCAAAUACCUUUCUGUGGUCCCAAUGUCAUUGAUCACUUUAUGUGUGAUUUGUUUCAACUGCUGACACUGGCCUGCAUGGACACCCGCAUCCUGGGCUUCUUGGUCAUCCUCAAUAGUGGGGUGAUGUGUGUGACCAUCUUUCUUAUCCUCAUUGUCUCCUACAUGAUCAUCCUCUGCUCCUUGAAGUCUUGUAGCUCUGAAGGGCGACACAAAGCCCUGUCUACCUGUGGCUCCCACCUCACAGUGAUCGUCUUGUUCUUUGUGCCAUGCAUUUUCUUCUAUGUAAGGCCUGUAGCCAUUUAUCCCAUAGACAAGGCAAUGGCUGUGUCGGAUAUCAUCACACUCAUGUUAAAUCGCUUAAUCUACACCCUGAGGAAUGCAGAGGUGAAAAAUGCCAUGAAGAAACUUUGGAUUCAACGAGAGACUUUAGUUCGCAAGUAA
Loxodonta africana (African savanna elephant) is the source of this 958-nucleotide messenger RNA. Its product is annotated as olfactory receptor 4C6-like. The record is from RefSeq and is a predicted model, not a curated record. NCBI's taxonomy places the organism in Eukaryota, Metazoa, Chordata, Mammalia, Proboscidea, Elephantidae. Gene Ontology annotation, molecular function: olfactory receptor activity; G protein-coupled receptor activity. The transcript has a single exon. Gene Ontology annotation, cellular component: plasma membrane. Bases 32 to 958 code for a protein of 308 amino acids. Gene Ontology annotation, biological process: G protein-coupled receptor signaling pathway.